Messenger RNA from Boeremia exigua, 1599 nucleotides. RefSeq names its product chaperonin 10-like protein. Lineage: Eukaryota; Fungi; Ascomycota; Dothideomycetes; Pleosporales; Didymellaceae. Gene Ontology annotation, molecular function: oxidoreductase activity, acting on NAD(P)H. The transcript is spliced from 2 exons. The coding region runs from base 102 to 1466 and encodes 454 amino acids. The record is from RefSeq and is a predicted model, not a curated record.
ACAUCCUUCCCCAACCUGAGAUCCAUAACCCAAGUUUCUUCGUUAAUAUAGACUUUGGUACUGAACACGCCAUCUCAUUCACUUUUCUAAAACUGCACAUCAUGGUUCCCUGGCGAUGGCGACCAAAAAGCAUCUCGAAAGCACCCGCGCCUAUCAAAACAGAGGAUACAGCGAAAGACAGCGCGAUCGUUCAAGUACAAGACCAGUUCCAGCGCCAUGAGAUAACGAAGACACAUCCCGAACGACAAUCAGCAUUGUUACUCCACGCAAUACGUCAACCAUACGAGGUGGCUAUCGACCACGCUGUUCCCGAGGUACAAGACGACACAGAACUGCUGGUUAAGGUCACUGCUGCUGGGCUGAAUCCCAUAGACUGGAAGUCACCCGACUUCAACUUCGGUGUCCCUGUCUUUCCCUUUAUAUCCGGUCGCGAAUUGUCUGGUGUAGUCGUUAAGGCGCCAAAAUCACCAAAUUCUCGUAUACGCGAAGGCGACAUCGUGACGAUACCUUCGACCGACUACAGAGAUCUGCGUAAAGCUGCAUUUCAAGAAUACAGCAUUGCCUCGUCAUUUAAUACCAUACGACUCCCGCACAACGUUUCGGCAGAGUCCGGAAGUAUCCUGGGCGUGGCCUUCGUAUCUGCAGUGCUAGCAUUGGGUAUAUGCAUGGGAGUCAGCUUCGAGGGUAUUGAGAAUGGGCCAGAUCUUCUGGAAAUUGUGCGCAAUAUCGACCCCGAAAGACUGCCCAUAGACAUCAGGAAGGAAUGUCUCGAAAACAUCAGCAACGCUGAUCGGGCGAAGGCCGGAGACUACAUCAUCAUUUGGGGCGGCAGCUCUACGAGUGCGCACCUUACAAAACAAAUUGCAAGAUUGGCAGGCCUGAAGAUCGUGUCAAUAGUCGACAACGCGAAACAUGGAAUACGGCUGUCCUCGAAUGCAGCCACACGCCCUGAUCUGCUCGUAGAUUCGCACGACCCCGAAAGAGCGAUCGAUAUCAUCAAGCGAGCAACCGGGGAUAACGCCCGUUUCGGUUUUGAUACCGUGGGAAAAGAAUCUGCUGCUCACCUUCUACGUUCACUGGUUUCUUCAACUUCUCCAAUUGCCUCAUUACCGAAAGACGCACAGAAUUACGAACGCAAAGACUCAAAGCUGCCAACGCCACCAUCCACACCCCUGGAGCCUGCCGAAGAUGCUCCACGGUCACAUUUGGUUGGACUAACUGGGUUGCCAAAAACCGACAUUCCAGAAGAUGUGACUUUGCAUAACGUGCCCAUCAAGCUGUUCCACGAAGUCCCUGAAGUUGGCGAGGCGCUUAGUGCUUGGUGCGAGAGACUGCUUUUGAAGGGAUUGUUGGUCCCGCCGGAUGUUGUAGGGACAGUACAUGGGCUAGAUGCUAUCAACGAAGGUCUUGACAGAAUGAGGAGGAGGGAGAUUAGCGGGGGUCGACUUGUAGCUGUACUUCCGUAGAUAGUUCCUACAAAAGUCAUACAAAAUGAUGGGCGAUGGAGUAAAGGGUAUUUGUAUAGCACUCUGAGAGCAAUUUCUCUAAUUUUCUUGUUCACGUAAAUCGACAUGAGAUCUCAAAAAGGAAUCGCAGAAU